AUGGGCGGCCUGGUGUACUGGACGACGCUAGCAAUCGUCGCGGCCAUCGCGCUCCGAUGGGGUCUCGAAGCUGGGAUCAACCUCGUGCUCCGUCGAUCGUCCCGUCUAUGGACCAACCUCAAGCUCGACGAGGAGACCAUCCUAAACGUUCACGUGCACCCCGUGCGCAUCCGGCUGUGGAGCCUCCUAUGGGCGUUUGCGAAGGCGCCAAGCCAAGCCAUGCUCAUGCGCCUCGUCGUCUCGGCAGUCUCGGUCCAGAUCGUUCGCACGCGCGAGAAAGCUCCUCAGCAGGUCCAUGUCCGUGUUCUGCCGCCGGAUGCGUCGCUGGCCUCAUUUGCUAGCCUCCAUGACCCGACCCAUACGCUAUGGGCAGUGGUGCUGCCGCUCGUGCAGCGUUUUGGCGUCGUCGCUCGCAUCGUGCAUUUACUCGGCGUUACCAUCGCCAACAUGUCGCUCUCGUUGCAGGAGAAUGGCCAAGAUAUUGUCCAGAUACAGCGCGCGAGUGUGAACGUCCAGCUUCGCUUGAACGUGACGAGCCACGACCUUCUGCUCUGCGCCACUAUCGCGCAAGACCAAUCCAUGGAGGUUGUCGUCCGCGGCGCUCGCAUUCAGAUGCAAGAGGUGCAGCUCAAGAUCGCAGUGCCAUUAUCGCGUGAUCGUCACGACCUUCGGGUGCCGCUACCCCACGAGGUCACAAUCUCGGGCCGUGAUCUGCAUGUGUCCAUCACAGACAUUGCACUGCUCGCUCCGUCCUCCAAGCCUUCCACGCGUGCGGCAACUCCGUCGGCCGCAGCGCUUUCCGAAGACGACUGGCGUCGACUCUUGACAUACGACUGGCUCGCGCUUCUUCCCAAGAUCACGACGUUUGCAUGGUCGUCCAUACGUCUCGAGGUGCACCAUAAGUCGGACAACGUGCUUGAUGUGACCGUGGCGCGACUGGUCGCAGCCAGCAACCACCAUCGCCAGACGACGCGAGGGCCGUUCAUGGGACGAACGUGGGCGAUUGAACUCGGGCCCGUGAGCGCAACGUUGAGCUCGUCGCCACUUCUUUCUAUUGCGCCGGCAGCCGUUUGGCUUGAAAUCCACCCGCGCGCGGGCGGAACAAUUGACUUGAAGCUCUCGGGGGAAGUCAAGCGCGUGCACGUGACACUAACCGACCAACUCGAGCCGUGGGUCGCCCUCGCCGCCUCAUGCGCACCGCCCACGUCAGCACAAGCGUCUUUGCCCAUGUACAGUCCGUGGACACUCGAUGUCCAGAUCAAGCUCGUGCAAACGAAGCUUACGACCGUUCCGCGAACAGCAGUACCCCUCAGCGAUCCUUCCUACGGAGCACCAUCUCUAGACGUGCGUCUCGACGACUUUCAUGUGUCUGUGUUUCCGACGACAAUGGUCGGUGUGCGGUCGCUGGUGGAGCUCCGUCUUUGCCGUAUGAGCAUGUGGACAGCAAACGAGAAGCACAUUCUUUCAGUUGACACGACACGGCUCUUUCUCGGGCCACUGGACUCUAUUUUGCACGGCCAGACCAAGCCCGCCGACGUCGAGAUGGAGGCCGAGUGGAUCCAACUCACGUACUCGCCCGCCGCGUUGCAAGCUGUCGGCGGCGCCUUCCAUCUUGGCCUCUUUGUGGCCCAGGCGCCGUUACGAAAGGUGUUUGCUCGCGCAAAGUCCAUGAGUCCGUCCCUCGUGCCAGACAUGCGGCCGCUUCAGGAUGUCUGCAGCGACGACACGCGCUUGUAUGCGCACGUCAACUUUCGCGGAGCCAUCAAACGCAUUGUUGCCAUCUUCCCCACAACAUGCGCGGGCCAAACGACGAUGGAGCACGUGAGCAUCGACCACAUGAGCAUUGAAACCGAAGCCGAUAGCGCGCGUUACCGGCUGCACUUUCGGCACAUCAAAGCCCUGUCGUCCCCGUCCAUCACGCCGUACUUGAGCGUCGCCGACUUUGCAAUCGAAGAGACGCCGGUCCGGGACACGUCGAUCGUUGAUCUCUAUGGGCGCCGCGUGGUCGUGCAUUGGGACCUCGCGCUGCAGCUGCGGCUGCUUGUGCUCGUUCAAGACGUCACACUCGCGUCCUACAACAUGCUCUUUCAGCUCUUUCACACGUACACGACGUUCAUUGCGCCACGUCAUUCCAAAUUCAAGCUUGGUGUGAACGCUCCCAUGGACGACGUGGCAGCAUACGAAGCGGCACAUGCAAAGCUCGCUUCCUUAACGAGUGCAUCCGGUGACAAGUUGCAUCGACUCCACAUCGCUACGAUCGCUGUGACGAUGGCGCCAUACGACCUGGAGCUGCGUCUCGACACCUUCGGCGGCGCCGACCUCCCGGAUCUCUGGUCGUUCGCCAACAUCACAGUGCAGUGGCAAAACGAACUGCUGCUCUCGGUCAAGUCCGUUUCGGUCCGACGGACACUCGACCGCCGACCCAAUUACAUUUUUGGCGAAUUUGAAGCCAUGCUUCGGCAGCGACAGCGCAUUGUCGCCCCAGCGGCAGAGCGCAUCGCGGUCGAAGGUCUUUUGAUCGGCCUCAGUGGUCUCGAGAUCCGGCUUGUGUACCGUUUCUUUGUACCGCUUUCAAAGCUCGUGUCCACGUUCCAGCUCCAUGCGGCAGGGCUCGUCACCGCGCUUCAGCAAGAGCUCGCCGUCUAUUGGCGUCCGCAGUCGGCUCUGGCGUAUACGUACUUUGCCAAGAUCGCUGAGCCCACGUCGCCAGUGAUUUGGCUCGAUAUCCACGACGUCGCUGUCGUGGGCUUGGACCACCCCAUGGAAGUUUGGCUUGCCCAAAUGUACCCGAUCUGGAUGGAUGACCUCGCCGAGCAAGAGGUGCGCCGCCAGAUCGUUGAAGAGCAGUGGCACAGCCUCAAGCUCACGAACGCUGACAUGCUUGCCUUGGAGACCUACCAGGAUAUGACCAAGGUACGGCUCGAGAAGAACGCGACGCUGUACAUCCAGCGCGUGAAGCAGCGCCCGUCGAUCGUACCGCGGCCCCGGUUACGCUUGCACGUGCAGAGUAUUGUCGGCUCCAUCACUAUCGCCUCCGACGACGACCCGAGCUCGAUUCGUCGACUGAAGGAGCUCGACGAAGCCUCCGACGCCGUCCAUCGGGCACUUCGGGGACCACCCCAUGAGACCACUUGCUUUCGCCCGUCGUUUGACUUUUUGAUCGCCAUGGUGCUGGACAUGAGCGUCGACGCCAUCGUGGUCGAGCUCCGAGAUCAUACACCGCUCUUGGUGCACCAGGUAACUGUUCGAGGCGACGUGAUUCUCGCGCAACCCACGAGCACGAAAGUCAUGCAGGAAGCGCACACUGUCUCUAUCGGUCCCCACUUAUUGCUUCCAGUCGAGACGUCGACAAGCCCGCUAAAGCUCUUUCUCGACCUCGACGUUGUCUUGCGCGGUACCACCGUGUCGUACACGCCGCGAAUGAACGCAAUCUUUGCCGAGGUGUUUCAGGACAUGCUGCGCGCCUUGUCGCUUGUCGUACCGAGUGCUGCGUACUGGGAUGCGAUUCGCGGGUUUCUGCACGGCAAGUGCCACGUACACCUCGACGAGACAACGGUCCGACUGUUUGGUGCCAACCAAGAGCACUUGCUGCUGAGUCUCCACGCAAUCGAUAUCGCGUACAAACACCAAGACGUGGUCUUACAAGUGGCAAAGCUGCGCUGCCGCAUCGAGCCGAUCGGGUUUGGCAACGUCAUCGAUGUUCACCGCAUCCACUGCCACAUCCAACUCGACUGGGGCUGCAACAGCAUCGUGCACUACGUGACGCCCCUCGAAUUCACGUACUUGGACAUCCAGCGCCAAGUGCAACGGUUCGUUUUGGAGCCGCUUCCCAGCGCGUUUACAUCAGCGGGCCUGCAUGUGCACGUGACGGUGCAAGUGACGACAAACGACCGAAACGAAAUGCCGUCGGUACUGCUGUACGGCAAGACAGUCGAGUGGCUGCUCCACUUUGCCCAGCAGUAUGCGCGCGCAUUUAGCAGCCCUUGCUUUACACGUCGACCGCAUGUCGUGCCCGUGGUUUCUCUGCGUGCAAUUCUCGGCCAUCUCCAGACGUGCACGAUCGAGGCAGUCGAAAUCGCAGGCCUCGACGUGGCGCUCUACUACAGCGACCAGAGCCCCGAGGGGUGCCGCUGGAGCCUACGCAACCUCUUCUUCUCGCUUGGCGCGACGCGGGGCCUUGUCAAGACCCUUGCCGAGUCGCUCAACGACCACACGGUGUCGGUCCUCGAUGUUGCAUUCCACGAUGUAGUGUUUGGUGUCGCCGAACUGCAUGUUGAAAUGGAAAAGACGCGCAACGCGUCCAUCGCGCCGCUGGCUGACGCCCGCCGGGCUCGAAUGGCAUCACGUUUGCACGCGGCCCCAACAGCAGCGGCCAUGGCGCCAACGACGACGUCGUCUCGGGCUCAAAAGUCCAUUAUGGAGAUCUUUGAUAUCAAGGGCGACGAACACUUACUCAAGCAUCGACCGGACGACCCCAUGGCGUUCGAAGCUGAGGUGUCGACGGUCGUGCCAGAGGCGGCGCCGACACCCCGCGUCGUCUUCGGACGCGGGUGUCUUCUCAGCGUUUUGCUGGACGCACCCAGGGUCCUUGUGACGCUCGAUACGCUCGAAACCCUCUUUAAUAUUGGCAGCGCGUGGAUGCAGUUCUCACAAGAGCAUGUGCCCGAGCUCUUUCGCGUCUCGAUCGACGCGGUGCGCGCGUACGAAGCAACAACGUCGCAAGCAGUGACACCCGUCGUCGUGCCCAAGAAAGAUGAGCCUUCGUUGUUGGAGCUGCUCGAAAGCAAAAAACGCGGAGUGCGUGUGAGCUCGACCAGCGAUACGCGGUCGGCGGACUCGACGCCGGCGUGUUCCAAGGACGAGGACCGUUCUCGAACGUUGUUUCGCAUUGAGCUCGUGGAUCUGCAAGUGUUUGUUCAAGACACGCUGCACAAGGGCGGUGUCCUCUUUGCCAUUCCGUCGGCGACGAUCAGUCACGCCGUCGACUUGGACGCGAACACUGAGCACGUGGAUAUUCUCAUGCACGGCGUGCUCCUCUACACGUCGUCGCUCGACGUGGAUGUCAUGCACCGGCAAUGGCUCAAGCGGAAGGCGCCCGACGGCUACUGCAACAGCUCGACAGCACUCUUGCGCAAGGUUGUGCACGCGACCGAGUCCCAGCACUGCGCUAUUGCCGUCACACACACGCUGCCCACCGUGCAUCAGAUCCACGUCACGAUUCCGUGCGUCGACGCGACAUUGGAUCUCGAGAGCAAGCAAAUUUUGCUCGACCUUGCGGUUGCCUUUACCCACGCAGUACAAGAAAAGAUGGCCAAGGCGAAACAUGACGUUUUGGUGCAGGCCAUGCUUCAGCACUUGACGCCUGACAGCGCGUAUGCGACACUCUCACUGCCAGAACUUUGGCACAAACAACGCGACACGCAAUGGCAGAUCCAACAGCUCAAGUGGCAACAAGCGUGUCGGUUCGGCUACAGCCUCGCCACGCAAGAUCGUUUCCACGAAGCCGAUCGCUCGACAUCGGCGACGACCGACGGGGCUCGGCGUCGACGGCUCUCGGCCCACAGCUCGUCCGUCUCAAGCGACCUCGCUCGGAACGACGACGGGCUCAAUCGGGCGUUGGAUGCGCUGCAAGCCACGCUGGACCGACUCUUGACGGCCGUCGCGGCGAGUUACCAAGUGUACCGCAAGUCGCUCCAAGUGCGCCCGACGAUCGAGCUAUCGUUUCAUCUCGCCCGUGCGACGCUUUUGCUGCGCAGUCCUAGCGUCUCGCUCCUUCAGGUCGUGCACACGGGCCUUGUGUUGAGUUUUUCGCAGUUUGAAGACCAGUCGGGCACCCUCUCGUGCACGAUUGCAGGGCUCUCGGCCGCCAACUUGCUGCCGCAAACGCCCUACCCCGAGCUCCUCGGACGCGCCGCAACGACGAGCACUGACCACUUGCUAGACACCGACACGAUCGUCCGCAUUGAUGCGGAGAUGGCAACGCCCAUCGGCGGCAUCACGGUGCUCCAGCACUUUGAAGUCAACGUGCAGCCGCUCCAAGUGUGCUUGACGUACGACCUCAUCGUGCAGCUCGCAGCGUUUUUCGGUGGCGACCGCGGGCGUCGUGACGACGCCGAAGCCGAGAUUCGCCAUCAAUUCUUACCGCCGUCUAUCAUGCGGCCUUUCCAGAAGCCUCGCAAGUCGAUGGCAGAGACCGUCAAAACCGAGUGGGUUGACGACCAAGAGCGCGAGGUGGCCGAGAUGACGGAUCGCGCGACCAAGAACAUGACGUUCAAGCACAUUCGACUGGGCACGAUCCAGAUCUUGCUGAGUUACAAGAGUGGCAAGUCGGUGACGCAGCCCCAGCAGCACCUCGAGGACAUGCGCGGCUUUGACCUCAAGAUCCAUGCGCUUGUCUACACGGACAAGACGUGUACGCUCGACGACCUCUUCCUGCGCAUUCGGCGCGACAUCAUCCUCGACAUCCUCUCGCAAGUCGGGCGCAACUUCAACAACAUUGGUCUUCUACUCAAGGAGAAGCUGGACCUUUCGCGCUGGGCGGGCCUCGAGUUCCCCAUGAAGAGCCUCUCGCAGUCCAUGACGGGUACGACGACCGCGACGACGUCACCGGACCGAACCUUCCAGCUCGAGCUGCCGACGGACGCCAGCAGCGGCUCCCCAAAGAAGAUGAAGCCGCGCUUUAGCUUCUUGAAGCCAAAAAAGGCAAAGCCUGCCAAGGAAGAAGCCGUUUCCAUGGCAUCGCCGCCGACAAGUCCGUCCACGUAGCAAACAGGCAGCUGGAUUAGGUUAAAGAUGAUGAUGAUGAUGGAAUGAAAAGCGUGGGUUACAAGCCGCCGG
Molecule: messenger RNA, 6837 nt
Organism: Saprolegnia parasitica CBS 223.65
Lineage: Eukaryota; Oomycota; Saprolegniomycetes; Saprolegniales; Saprolegniaceae
Exons: 11
Coding region: 1-6765 (2254 amino acids)
Source: RefSeq, a predicted model, not a curated record